Cinara cedri is the source of this 19358-nucleotide messenger RNA. Lineage: Eukaryota; Metazoa; Arthropoda; Insecta; Hemiptera; Aphididae. The record is from the annotation of a GenBank genome assembly.
AUGGAAAAUAACGGAUCAUCGGCAAUGGACCUUGGACGUAAGACGGAUUCUGAGAGGAAUAAUCACACGCCGCAGGACCAUCGGUUGAUUGGAAUGAUCGUAGUCGCAGUCCUGACGGAAUCUUUGAAAAUUCGGGUUAAACGUACACGCGCGCCUAAACCAGAAUGACUAUGUUUCAAGUGUUUCGAUAUACAAUGCGAGCUUAGAAAAAAAUUAAUUUUUCGCGUUUUACAUUAUUAUAGUGUAUCUCGUUCACGAUGAAUAAUAUUAUUAAAAUCGUGCAGUACUUACGAAUGUACUAUUUUUUUCAACCAAAUUUUUUAGUCGAUUAUAAUAUAACCAAUAUUAUGUUUUUUUUAAGUUUGUUACAAUUUAGAAUUCGGAAUCGAUCGCAGAAAACCCCACACAUGGGUCCUAUGUGUCAUGCGAGUGAAAGCGUAUUGAUAUUCUGGGUGACAUGAAGAAAUAAUAAGUUUCUCGCUUAUAAUAUAGGUACACCCGCCCUAGCAUUUGUGAUAUUAUAUUAGGACGGGUAUGGCAACUGUUGUAGGUGAGAAGUUGGGAAGGUAGGAUACAUAAGGUUAUUUUAUUUAUAUCUGUAAGCAACGAUAAACUAUUGAUAACGAAAGACGAUUCCGAGCACAGUUCGAUAGUACAUAAUUUGAAGUGUAGUCAUUUUUUUUGCGAUUUUCAUUUAAAUUAGAUUUCAAAACGCAUAUUAAAACAAAAAGUCGUUAGAUGAUUUUGGAAAUUUUACACGUCUAGUUGAGUCCAAUAUAAUUACAGUAUUAUUACCAAGUUUCAAAUCUUUAAGUGUAGUCGGGUUAAUCGCCGACACUGAAUACCUAAAACUAGGUUUAGAUGGUCAUGGUCAAAAACGAUUUCAAAUUUUCUAUGGCCAAAAAAUAUAUUUAUCGAUUGAUCGGCCGAAUUAUUGUUGUACAGUUUUAAUUCCCCCGUAAGUUCUACAGUUACGUAUAAUAUGCUGCGUAGUAUAACUAAAUUAUAGUUUUGGCACAUACGGAAAAUUCGUACAAAACAAUGUAUUUUACUGAAAAUAUAAAAUAAUAAUACAGUAAGUAAAGUGGGUGCGGCAUACGGUUUUGCCCUGGAGAAAAAAUUUAAACGAGUUUACAUGGAACCGAUAAAUAAAUUUGCUUCGCUCGAGUGUGUCACGAGGUAAAAAUAAGUAGGGAAUAAAAAACUUAAAAAAUAUCCGGUCGAAAAAAAAACUACACCUAGGUACUCGAACGUGUGCUAUCACCGGGAGCUGUACUAUUUCUCUCGGCCGAAUAAACUGAAAAUGUAUAUGUAUGAAAUAAACGUAAAUGUUUUUGGUCCAAAAGUUGGUAACGCUAAAUUAAAUUUAUUUUUCAAGAUUUGUACUUUGUAUAUUCCAGGUUUGUACUUUCCAGAUUUGUAUUUUCAAUAAUUGUACGUUCCAGAUUUAUACAUUCAAGGUUUGUACGUUCCAGAUUUGUACGCGCUCUCGUGAUAAAUAUCGCGAUUUAAAAAUGCCUAAAAAUAUCGCUUAAAUCUCCCCUCGAAAUCGGAAUCGGUUACAAAAUGACGAAAUGCGUUUGGUUUCACUGGUCACACCGGUUACAAAUUUGCGUGACCAUCUCGGAUAGACGGCGACGAUCGGCGACUUUUCAUCAUCUCCACCAAAAUUAUUAUUCCUCCUGGUUAAGCCAUCGGCGUGGCGUCUAGGACACGAUAUUGUUAUCAUUACUAUCGUGGCCGUAGUAAGUUGUUGUUGCUGUCGUCGUGUCGUUACGUCUACCGUACAAAACGAGCCACUUCUCAUCAUAGAAUAAUAUAUAGUUUAUUGUCAUAGAAAAGAGCGAACGUAAUAACUGAUGAAUUUGCAUAUGUGACACGCCUCCAAAAAGCAAGCUUGUGACUGGAUGGAGGGGUGAGUUCUUAAGACAGUCACAGAAAUCAAACAGAGCCGAACGUAACGGCGAGUGCCUGCGUAAUUAUAUAAAUUAAAUGUGUAUAAUAUCGUGAUAUUGAAGGAAAUCAAUAGUGAACGUGACGAGCGAUAAAUAUGACAUUCGGUUAUCUUAUUAUAAAAUAAUAGAAAAAAAACAACGCACGGUAAAUUCCGUUGACUCGUAUUGAAUCGCGAGGUCGUCAAAACCAAUUGCACAAAACCUGUUAUUGUUUCGCGACAACAGGACGACGGGGUAAGCCGUCUACGAGUGACGCGGGUCGAAAACGCGCAGCACCGCCGUCGUCGACGCCUACACCGCCGGUCACCGUACGCGCAAUAUGAGAAUCGCGACUGUACAAACCAAAAACGGUUCACUGUCUGCGAUCCGCGAAACCGCGUACCCGGUGACGCGGCGAAAUAAUAACCGGCGCGUAAUGUGCGGGCCGCGCACCUGCCUCGUGUACUACGCAACGCGCUGCCGUCGACGCGGCACACGUCAGAGCCGAACGGUUUCCCGCCGUCAAACGCCGUUGUGCCGCUGCAGUGCCGCGGGACGACGACGACGACGAUAACAAUGAUGAUAAUGUAAUUCCACGCGGCUCGAGAGCCCGCCGCGCGUCGCGCGCGCACUUACAGUUCGGAAAUGUUUGCCGUCGUCGCCCCUACGCCCCGGGGGUGUUUUUUCGCCCACUUCAAGUCCGCCGCGCGCACCGCGCACCGAGAACGGGCGGCGGCGGUGCGCAUAGCGUAAUGGAAUUUCGCGUAGGUAUAAUAGGUGCCGCACAAUAAUAUAUCGUACACGACAAAUGUGAGGUUUACCGAAAUCCCGGGGAAAAAAAAACGCGAAAUCUCGCAUAAUACGCACGUGCGAUAUUAUUGUAUGCUGCCCGCGACGAUUCGCGCGAUCCCGGGGGACGGAAUCGCGAUGAAAACGUCCGCCGUACCUAUGUAUACGUAAAUGUGGGAAAUUGUCACGGCUAUACGUUUUACCAAAAUGUUCCGAACAAACUGCCGCCGGCCGGGUUAUCAUUUAAUGAGGCGCGGCCCAACGUCAUUUGAUUUGUACCCGUACGCAACGAACGAUAAAUGGUUUCCGGCGCAGUACGGUUCUGAGGCAGAGUCCGGUUGAAAAACGUUUCGAACGACGGCGUAAAAAAUACAUAUACUUAUCACUGAGUACAACUUUUAAUUACCGUCGUGUUCAAUUUGAAAGCGUUUAUGUUUGGCCAAACGAUUUUAUCCGCGUGUCAAAUGUCAAACGCCUACAUAAUAAAUAACUGAGAAAUUGCCAGAAUAUUUUGACGGUUUUAUACCGCGCCUGGAAGACAACGGUGUGAGUAUUCUGAGGACAUUGCUGGUCUCUGUAAAAAUUUUAAACCUAAUAACAAGAUAAAAAUACAAAAUCAAAAACAAUGAAAUCGUUUUGCCAUACACUGUUUCGUUUUUCUUCGGAUUAAAUAAAUAAAGGGAAAACACACUCGAAACUAAACGAAAUUAUGUAGCUGAUUCACCGACUCCACCUAAAAAUCUACAAAAGAUGACUCGUAAAAUUUCCGCUAGAAAAGUCGUCAGACGGGGGAAAAAACGAGCACCGGAAUAGAAGAACCGCUAGGUGGCGUUCUGGAAAAGUAAAACAAAUUAAUUAAAAAAGAACGGACAUAAUUCGCACGUGGAUGCAGCCACUGUUAUGGGUGGGAAGUUAGGAAGGUAAAAUACAGACAGGAAUUCAAUAAAUAUCUGUAAGCAACGAUAAACCAUUGCUAACGAAAAAACGAUUCUGAGCUGAGAUCAAUUGAUGGUGCUGCUUUGUCAACAAUAUAUGUAUAAAAAGAGAUUAAAAUAAUAAAAACUUAAUAAUAACAAAAAAUAAAUAAAAACGGUUGCCAAUGACAGUCUUAUUUUUAAUCUGUCAAUCUUUUUCAACCUAAAGAACCGGGUUUUCUUCAUUAUUUCGAAUAUUAAUGAGAAUUUCAAAAAAAAAAACGACCUCUUUAAAGUACCACCCAGAGAACAUUCCCUUUCAGAAAAAGCGCUACGCUCGGAGUAAGCUUUCUGGUAGAAAAAGUGUUCGCAUAAAAAAAAAAUUUAAAACAAAAUGAACAUCGUUUUAAAACCAAUACAUUCCUCGUUCCACUGGGAAUUCAAAACGAAAUAUCGUACCGGUCGCGGGAAAAUCCGAAUCUAGCGACGGAAUCCCGCGGUUCCGAGUGGCGGGGGGUUUUUUUUUUUUUUUUUUCUCUGUCUCUAUUCGCCUAUCGAUCGAAAAACGCUACAAUAAUACCCACACGCGACAUGUUAAGCCCCCGAUUUUCCCCGCGGCGGCGGUUCGAUUCGCGGCGUCCGAACGGGCGCACGGCCGGACAGCCGCGGCGCGGUGGGUUACUGCCGUGCGGCAGGGCGCGCCGCGGAUUCAGACGAAUUUAUUAAACGCUCGUCGGUCGUAUUAUGUUGUAAUAUACGGGGUAGCGACGACGGCGCACGAGGGUGACGACGAUCGGCGGCGCGCGGCCCGUGUUUGGCGAAAGGAUCGGGAAAAAAUGAUAAUAAAAAAACAUCGCACACUGCUAUAAUAUUAUACGACCUCAUAGUAUUACACUGCUACUGCCGCGCGAUAGUAAUAGUACUCGUGUCGCACGCCGUACAUAAUAAACGCGUCGUUCGCGCGUAGAUUAAGUGCUCUCGUCCGCGGCCCAGUCAGCAGUAAUAACGCGGGCCGCUGCUGCCCGGGGUCUCGUCGGGCGCACGGGCGUGCGCCCGCGACGACGCGAUGCGCGCGGCGGCGGUGACUCGGGAAAUCGCGGGAAGACUUUAUUACGGAACGCGGUCUCGCGUCCGCGUGCGUAAUAUUACGUUACACCCCUGCGCGGGCACGGCGAACGCGCCCGAUCCGUGGAACGGGCAACGGUCCCCGGCGUCCCGCGGCUAAUAAACCGCCCGUUUUCGGGCCGCCGAAACGGAUAUAGUACCGUCAAUCCGUGUACGCGCGAACGUUUUGGAUUGGCAUUUUUCAGUCAUCAAUUAUUGUUAAACCGCGAUGUUUGUAACCAAUUUACUUGGGCCGGUUUCCCCCCCCACCACCACCCUCCCACCGCGGGCGCUAUAGAAUCGGGUAUCUCGUUUGCGUGCCAAUCCGCGGACCGGGCGAAACAUUGACCGUUUCACGAAUCGGGACAAGUUCGAGACUCGUAGAGCUCAGCGCACACAUAGGCGCACAUUCAAUGCAAUUAUACAGUACACGCGUUACGGGGCGAUUAUAUUUCUCUGGUCGGACCGGUACCUAUUAAGAAUGCGGCCAGAAAAAUAUCGUUUUUACCCCCCCCCCACGAAAAACAUGGGCCGACAGCGGCCCACUUUUAGCUCGUCCGCGCAUCCUUUCGCCAGAUCGGUUCCCUUGAAAACGUCCUCUGCGCCGACGGCUUAUCACGGUCAAUCAAUAGCCUGUGGUAGUUACGCUGUGUUGUGUUGGGUUAUAGUCACUUACUCCGAUUAUUUACAUAUCCCACCCGACCUUACCGGAUUUACUUAACUCAUUUUUAUCGGGGGCCUACCGGGAGAUUUCCCGGUGGACUGGUCUAACUCAGCGCAUACUGUUAUACACAGUUAUAUAGAAAACUCACUAAAAAUAACUGCACUGCACAGCUGACGAUUGCAGCAGCAGCACAUGCUUGGCAUAUCAUAUUGUUGCUAAUUUUGAUUUUUUUUUUUUUUUUUCAUUGCUGUUAUCGUUAAAUAUGGUUAACGGUUGUAGAAUUUUAAUACAUUUUUCCGCGGAACACAGCUUAAGAAACAUAUACGACAUAUAUUAAAAUAUUUAGGCACAGUGUCUGUGUAGAAUAUAUUAAGGGAAAGGUGGCCACAGUAAAACGUCGAAAGUUAUUAUUCAAAUAUUUUUUUUAAUUUAAACGAUAUGGAUUUUUAAUGUGUAUGGAUUUAUUCCAAAUUUUCUUAGGUUUUUAAAAAUUCAAACGUCAAUAAAUUGAAUAACUGAAUAACUACAUUUCUAUUAAGACGAUUUUUUUUUUUUUUUUUUUUAAUUAUUCAAAGGAUCUUAUUGUUGCCAAUAAACCAUGGACACGCCCACAGAAACACUGUGUCAAUGGAACAGUUUAAAAUGAAUAAUAUAUUAAAAAUAGGUUGUAAUUGAUAUUUUAAUCACCCAAUUAGUAAAAACGAUUUAAAAUAUUUGUAAAUUCAACAACUACAAUAAACAAAAUUAUAAAGGACGUUCAUACUUCGCACGUGGGUGCAGCCACUGUUGUAGGAAGGAAGUUGUGAAGGUAGGAUACAGACGGAAAUUUAAUGUAUACCUGUAAGCAACGAUAAACUAUCACUAACUAAAAAACGAUUCUGGGCGGAGAUCAAUUGAUGGUGCUGCUUUGUCAAUAAUUUAUUAUAUGUCAUAUUAUGGUAAAACGAUUGAGUAAAAUAAUGUGCUUUUCCGUGACAAUAAUGAUUGUUUAAAAAAUAUUAAAAUAAUAACAACUUAAUAAUAACAAAAAAUAAAUAAAAACGGUUUCCAAUAACAACAUUAUUUUUAAUCUUUCAAUCUUUUUUAACCCAAUAAACCAAAUUUUCCUCAUUAUCUGGAAUAUUAAUGAGAAUUUCAAAAAAUGACUUCUCUAAAUUACCGUCCAGAGAACAAUUUCUUUCAGAAAAGGUGCUAUACUUAAUAAUCGGAAUAAGCUUUUUGGUAGAAGAAGUGUUCAUACAAAAAAAAUAAUAACAAUAAAAUAAUAAACAUCUUUGUAAAACCAAUACAUUCUUCGCUAAACUCAAAAUUUAAAAUACUGUUAUAUUCAUACAUUUUACUUUAAUAAGUAAAAUUAUUAUUACUUUUAUACUUUAUAAAUAACAAAAAGUUAAAAUAAAUGUUAUCGCUUUAUGUUUUCUAGUCGGUCUGAGAUAUAAAUCAGUGUAGAUUUAGGUAAGUAUUAGGUAUUAUAUAUAGAUAUUUCAAUGCUAGGACAGUACCUAAACCUAAUACUACCGUCUUAAUGAGUACCUACUUGCAUACAUUAUUAUCCCUUAUACAUUAACCAUAAUAAUCAAAUUCAUAAUUUAAUUAGGUAGGUACAUAAUAUACAGUGAUGGGAAAGUUAUUUUUAACGGUUAGGUAUAGGUAAUUUAAUAUAUACACUAUACCUGUAACCAACGACAAAUCAUUGCAAACGAAAAAGCGAUUCUGAGCGGAGUUCAGCUGAUAGUGAUGCUUUUUCAAUAAUAUGUAUGUAAUAUUAUGGAAAAAUGGUUUGCACAUGCAUUAAAUAUUAUCUUUAAUAAUAUUUGUUUUAUUGUUUAAUAUUGUACCUAUUUUCCCGUUCUCCCGAAUUGUUUCCAAUAUGUAUAUAGGUAUACUGAGAAAACACCUAAAAAAUAAAUCAAAAAUGACCUCUUUAAAGUACCUACCCCGGUCCGAUUUAUUUGUUCGUUUAUUAUUUCGAAGAGGAAAUGAAAGGGGAUGAAGCCGGUGUAAUUAGUUCGCACUAGUGAGCCUAUAUAAAAUAUAUAUAAUAUUAAUAUUAUUUAAGUUCUCUAGUUUGUGCGAUAUGCAUGCGAUGAUGCGGAAAAAUUAAACCGGUGCGCGGAUGUCGUUAAUUUUAACACCGGUUACUCCGAAAAAUUUCUCAAAUUUACACCGCUUUGAUUUUUAAGGGGAAAUUUACACCGGUUUUACCAACGAAUUUCUUGCCGUGUUACCAAUAUGAUUCAAAAUGUAGCACUGGGUUACCGAACAUGGUAUUACGGUCUCAUCAUUCAUCAUGAAUGUUUUGAUAAUUUUACCGCCAUCCGGCCAUCGCGAUUUGUAUAAAUAUUAUAAUUUUUAAAUUUUAAAUUAAAUAUCUUAGUCUCUAUUCUCUAAUAUAAUCAUAAUCUACGGUCUAUUAAUAAAUUAUGGUGUGUGUAUUCAAUAUGUGUCUAUUGUGGAUUAUCUUCAAAAAAUAAUGCAGAUUUGUCAUUUCAUUGCACGAUUAAUAAAAUAAUAUACAUAUAAUAUAUUGCAUAAUGCAUAGCAUAAGAAUAAUGGUUGCAACAAUCAAUGAACUAAUGAACUGUUUUCGUUUUUUUUUUUUUUUUUUUUUUUUAAAUCUUCAUCAAUUCUACAUAGUAGGUAUUUUAUCUUUUUAUAAUAAUUAUAAUUAUUUACUAUAAUUUUACGGUUUUAUAACAAUCCUAUGAAUAUCAAUGUUAAAUAUGUAUACUGUGUCUUUUGGCAACCCACAAGGUGGGCAGCCCGCUUGAUAAAGUUGUUAUACCACAGUAUAUACGAUCGUGAACUAAACAACCAAGAUUUUCGAGAAAGAAAAUAAUACGUAUCGACACGUUUCGGAAACGUACUCGAGUAUCCAAGAAGUUUAUGAUACAACAGACUGUGAUACGCAUCUAUUCGUGUCGGGAUUUAAUGUCGAUACGUGGCUCACGAUGCGCCGGUUCACCCGUAUCAUUUAUAAUUCGGCGGGAAAUUGUAUUAUUAUUACAUAUAUUUAAAUUUAGAUUACAUUUAUUAGUAUGUAUUAUAGAUAUUAGUAUUAGAUUUAAUAUAGAAAUUAGUUUUAACCUUAAAAAGUUAUUUGUUGAUUGCUAUUAGAAAAAUAAUGAAUGAGUUAAUUUUUUCAUUGAACUUAUUUUUACUUUAUUCAUAUUUCAUUGCUGGAUUAUGGAACCGCUCUUCGGCAGGGAUGAAACAAUGAACGUUUAAUGUUUAUGUAAGUACAGUACAUGAAUUCAACUAUGCAAUUGUAAUGGAAUGUUAUUUAAAAUUUACUACACUAUUAAAAUGGUGUUUUGUUAAUUAUUCUGGUAUGUGAUGAUUGCUCUGAGGUUUAUUUUAGUACAGAAACCCACACUUGUAAGAAUCUUUCAAAAAGAAAAACCAAUCCAGAAAUAUGGUAAUUUUAAAAUAAAAAACUUAUCAAUAACAUUAAAUUAGAUAGGUACAUUUUAUUCAUAUCCAAAAAUAGAUAAACUAUUAACCAGAGUUCUGGAUUUAACAUAAUAUUUUAGCAAAUCAUCUACAGAUUUAUUCACCAAUCAUACUUACCUAUAUCCUGUAUAAAUACCUUAAAAUAGGUAGUUUUACUUGCCACAGCCCUCAGGACAUUCCUUAUUUAGUUUAUAAAAUCUAAGUAUUAAAAAUUAAUAUGGAUUUACUCUUUGAAUUUUCUUAAAAAUUCUAAAAAUCAUAAUUUAAAUAAAUGUAUGGGUAAUUAAAUGAAAAAUGAGGGUUGAAAUGUUAAGUAAAUCAUCAUUUAUUUUAAUAAAUUUUAAAUCUGAUUUAGUGUUGAUAAUGAUUCAUCUAACACACCUACAACACAUACUAAUGUUUACAAAAAACAAAAAUUAUUUAGCCAGAUAGAAAGUUAGUUACUUUGUUAUAUUAUUUCUUAAAAUAAUAUAAUUGACGCCUAUAAAAUUCAUUUGAUUAUAGUACUUGCUUUGAGCUGGUCCCAAAUUGCGUCUUAUAAGCAUCAUACAUUAGCUGUGUAUUAUAAGACCAUUUGACUAACAUAAAUAUAUUAUUUUAUUUUAAAAGCCACUUGGCAUUAUUAUUUAAUUUACUUCUAAAUAAAAAUAGUCAAGAACUUUGAAAUUUUAUCGAAUUAAAUUACAUUUUGUAGUUAAAUUUAAAAUUAAUUUUAGAUAAAAAUCCAUACCAUUUAUUAUUUAUGUUUUUCAAGAUCCACAAAAUGUAGAAAAUAGAGAAAUAAAAAUUUCCAAUACAAAAUGGAAUGAACAAAACACAAAAUUGUUAAUCUCCCUUUAUAGGGAUAUGGAAGAUCAAUUUGAAAUACCGUAUCAAGUUAAAUAUUUUAUAAAUACAUAUCUUCUAAUUAAGUUUAUAUUAAUUCUAUUAACUAGAAUACCAUAAACAAUUUUUUUAAACAUCUCUAUCAUAAGCUAAAGAAUUUUAUUUAUUAUCUGGUACUCUACAAUUUAUUUUUAUUUAAUUUAGGGGAAAAAUCAAACUAUAGGUAAGAUGGCAGUUCAUAAAUGCAUUGAAAGUAUUAUGACUUGUGUACCACACACUAAGUUGAAAUGUUCUAUACUAACCAUUUCUUUUUCCUUUUAUUCCUAUCAUAAAUAUGAUUAAAUUAAUUUUUAUGUAGCAACAAUUCAAAAGAAAUCAAUUCUAUUAUGAACUUUAAAAUUAUUGAAUUACAUAAAACAAAAAAAUUAAUAUUAUCAUUAAUAAUUUAAAUAUUUGUAUUUUGUAAUUAGUUAACAGUUAUCAGUUAUAUUGAUAAAAACCAGUAGUUAUAUUACCAAAUGUUCUCAUUGAAAAUCCAAAUUGCUAUACAUUUCGAUGUGUACUAGUUUUUUUUUUUAUGCGUAUCACUACAAAAAAACCGAUCGUAACGAUAUCGAUAUGGCCUUCUUGAAAAUCUUCAACUUAUUAAAAUAUUAUUUACUAAUUUAUUAUUGAUGAUGACAAAAUAUUAUCAUUUAUUAUUAUCAAUUACCAAGUAACCACUAUCUAACCGCUUUGGUAACAUAAGUUUUUUUCCGUCACGGAACGCUCUGUGUAUGGCCCAUCCAUUACAUUAUUAUCUAUGCAUAUUACACUAUGAUAUGGCCACAGUUAUAAAAUACUUAUAUUUAUUUAUAUUUUACUUGUGUUUUAUAUCCGUAGAUAUGGCUAUGAUUUCUUAUCAUUUUUUCUGAAAACUGUAUACUACCCUAGAUGUAUAGAUAGCGUUUUCAAACUCUUCACUUGAUAAUGUUCUUUUAUUGUUAUUUCUAUGAUCACUGUUCUUACUGGUUAGCAAUUUGAACUCAAUUUUCAUUCAAUGGAUUUCGUCGUUACAAGAUUUAUUUAUUUUUUUAACUGUAAAGUAAUAAUAUUAAUAUUAUUUCACCAAAACAUAAAUCAAAAUACCUAGUUUUGAAAUAUCUAUGAGGUAAGCAAACGUCUAUAACAACCUUGAAUUGUACAAAAUGUGUAUUUGUCAUGUACCUACACAACAACGGUAUGUGGGAAUUAUGAAUACACAUUGAUAAUGUUGUAAUCUAUGUGAAACUGUACACUUUUUGUAAUUAACCAAUAGUUUCUACAAUUUUUCAUACUGUGUUCUUGAACGAAUAAGACAAAACAUAAAUAUUGUGUAUAAUUUUUUCAAAGAAAUUCAAAAAUUUGAAAAUCCUGUAGUUAUCUUACUCUUUAGUCUUAAUACUAAUACUAAUUUAAUUUGUAUAUUAUGUAUGUUAAUGAUCCAACCAUAAACACUACGAAAUGAUGUUCUUAAUCCUAAUAUUCGAGUAACCCUAUUGUUGUCUAUAGUUUAUACAGCUAUAAAUUGAAUUUAAGUUACAUAUAAAACUGUUAUAUACAAAUUUAGGUACAUUCUAUAAAUUAUUAAACUAAUAAUUACAUUGGGUACUUUGUAUUAUGUUUUUAAAUAAUUUAUUUGAUAUUGGUUUUAUAAUAACUUUAUAUUUUAAAUUAUUGUGCUAAUAUACAACUUAGUAGUUGUUCAUAAUCUUUCCUGGUAGGUAAGUGACCGAUGUUGCUGUACAUAGAUUUAAAAUCAAUUGUAGAUAGGUUAUCAAAAAACAGCCUUGACAAAUUGGUACUAUAACUUGCAGGUUGAAGAAUGGCUUUUGUGUCUGAGAAAAAAUAUCGAAAGAAUUGUGCAUACAUUUUUUGUUUAUAUACCGCCUUAGACAAAUUUCCAUAGGUCAGAUUUUCUAUUUUUCCAUUUCGUUAUAAAGUUAUACAUUUAUACUAUUAAAAACUUUUUCUAUGACAGUAUAUAAACAAAAAGUCUAUGAUACGUUUAUCGAUAUUUUGACAUUUUUUCCUCAGAUCCAAAAGCAUCUGGCAAUACUUCAUAGGUAUGAAGUAUUAUAAUAAACCUUGUAGGUUAAAUUUUUUUUUUUAUCUUAAUCAAAGUUUUUUUAAAAAAUGCGAACUUUUGUAUAGUAAAAUUAAUUUUAUAUUAAAAUAUAGUCAUAAUUUAAAUAAUGCAAUUAUAAUAUUGUUUAAUAAUAACAAUUUAUUGAUACAAUUGAACAUUACCUAUUUUUAUAUACAGUGAAAAAAAAUGUAAUAAAAAACUAUGUAACGUACAAAUUACUUAAUGAUGGUUGGUUUGCUUUAAAAACCAUAUAUUAGGUAGUUCUUUAAAUUUUUUUAUUGCGAAAAUUCUUCAAAUAUAAUAAAAUAAAUCUCUUAGUCCCUUAAGAUCUGUUAUAAAGAGUUGUCACUGUAUUGUAUAUAGUAUAUACUAAAAUAUAUGCGAACAUUAACUAAUACCGUGUUGUGUAUGUCAACAUUGACCAAAAUCCUGAUGUAAAUGUUAAUAUUUACUAGUUUACGUCUAAAUUUUUUUAAUUAUUCAACAUUCACAGUAACAUAUAUAUAUAUAUAAAAAAUAUCUUUGAGCAAUUUUAAUAUUGAAAAUAAAUUCAAGGUAAAUUCUAUUUUGACUUCUUAUUGUGCAGAUACAUUUAUAGGUUGGUUUUUUAAUGAAAAAUUAAAUCAAUUUAUUAUAUCUAUUUGUGAACUUUUUAUUUAAAAUUUCUUAACUAUUUUUUUUAUAAAACUACUAAUUUAAUAUGAUUUAUAUUUUAAAAAUGUUUUUUCUAUCUGUAAACGAUUUUUCUGAAACGCAACAUAUUUAUUCUCUAACCGUUUAAAUUUAUUCCUAAAUUGGUAUCUAUGUCUUAUCUAUUGCUUCUUGGAUAUUUGCAUUUAAUGUGAUUGGGGAUAACGUGCAUUCUUGUCUAACUCCUUUGUUUAUAUUUGCUUCCUCUACAUUAUUUUGGGAUUCUUAUAACAGUUCUUUAUAUAGAUUGUAGAUAAAAAUCUCUUGUAUAUGUUUCUUAUCCCCAAUCUUUGUUUAUAUUUCCUUAUUCUUUUCUGAAUGAUUAUCAUGUCCCAUGUUCUUUCUGAACCCUUAUUGAUCUUCUGGUAGCGACUAUUCUAUCUUGGCUUCAAUAUGUUGGCAUAUAACCUUUAUUAUUAUUGUUGUGGCAUGGAAUAGUAGGUAGUAGUAGAUACUCGCACACUAUUAUAAAAUUCUUAUAUUGUCAUCUAUGACUACAUAGAUCUUGUAAGAACUUCUAACCCCCAACUCCAAUGUCUGUGAGUUAGCGAAAAUCUUUAGAAUUAUUAACUGCACAUAUUUUGACAUAAUUUUUUGGUUUAAUUCCUAAUAAUUAUAUGAAAAAAAAACUGAAAUAAUAUAUUGUGAAGGCAAAAAUUUCUCUGGGAAAAAUUUGUCUUUAGUGAUGGAACUCUGCUGAUUAUGUGACUUUCUUAUUUUGUAUUAUCCAGGAAAUAAUUUCUUAAGGUACUUUUUUACCUAUAUUUAAUGACGAGAGAGGAACCCAUGUUUCAACCAAAAUUUUUCCAAGUCCGUACAGCCCCACCAUUAAAUACCUCAUUAGCUAUGUAAUAGUUUAGGCUAGGUAAUAGUUCACAUGUGACAACAACCUGUCGUUCAGAAUGUUUGAGUAGAGAAAAAAGUUUCCCUGAGACAUUCAGUUGCAUGUGUGUACAAGCUUUUUCUCUCAUGAGCUGAAGUAUAAGUAUCCUUCAAUUUCUUGAUACUAAAAAUGAAAUGUUGUUCUAGUGUAUUAGUACUUAUUAAUAAUAAUAUUAGCAAUAUUAAUACAUUUUUAAUAAUUACUUUUUUAUUUCAGUAAUCAUAAUAUUUCAGAAAAAUGGAUAUGUUUGGUAACCCAAUACCUGGAUCAUCAAAAGAAUUUGACAGUGAUUUUCAAUGGUUGGAAACUGAGUUCAUUGCUAAUGAUGAAAAUAAAGAUGUUUUUGUUUGCUCACCGACGAAUAAUGAUAUAAUUUUGAAUAAUGAUCAAAAUAUUAAAGUAGAUCAAAUCAAACCAAGUCCCACCCAUAAUAUUGAAGAUUUCUUUGAUGAAAUUCAAAGUAUAGAUUUUAGUCAAAAUCAAGAUUCUGGACAAAACAAUACAAUUUUACUAGAAUUAUUAGAACGAUGUGAAAAUUUAAUUGAUAUUGUAAGCCGUAAUUUAAUUGAUUUAGAUGAAAUUAUUGUGGGAAUUGAUGAAAAUAUUGCCUGUUCAGUAAGAAAUGCUACCAAAGCAAAUGAUGCUAUCGAAUAUGAAAAGAAGUCUAUAAUGAAAAUACCAAUCAAAAAAUUAAAAAAUAAAGCUUACUUGGCAAACUAUUUCAAAAUUGGCUUAUCAAACUGCCCCAAAAAUCCCCAUCUUGCAGGGCUAUACGAUGAUAACAGAUUGAUCUUAUCGUACAAUGGUCGUUUUAUACUCGAGGAAUGUGUUGAGAGAAAUUUAUGGAAUCAAGAUUUUAAAAAUAAAUUGGAACAAGCAAUACACACAGAAGUUUUAGAAAAAUUAAAAAUGCCCCUGUGUAGACAACAUGUACGGCUCGGUGUGGAUCUAGAAUUUGAAGACGAUCCAGAGAUCAAAACUAAAAUUGAACUAGAAAAAAAAGAUAUUGAAAACGAAUUGGAUAUUUUAUCAAAAACACCUUUUAGACAUUUAGUUUUUCAGUUUAUGGAUUCACAAACAGAGUAUGAUUGGUUACAAAUUGGUAAAAUAACCAAUAAACCUUAUUUACAAUGUAAAAGAUUUUGGCAUCUAAUGUUAAAACCACAUAUAUCGAGAGCUAACUGGACGCAAAGUGAAAAUAACCAAUUAAUUGAAAUUACCAAAAAGUAUAAUGAAAAAAAUUGGCAGCAAAUAGCUGUUGAAUUAAAUACUAACCGCAAUGAAUUACAAUGCUUUGUUCAUUAUCAACAUUUUAGAAAAUCAUCAUAUAAAACUGGUAAAUGGUCAAUGGAAGAAGACAAUAAGCUUAUGAGAAUAGUUAAAGCACAUACAAUUGACAACAUAAUAUAUUGGCAAAAAGUUAAUUUUGCUAUGCUUAACGAAGGACGAUCUGUUGAGCAAAUUUAUAACAGGUGUGUAAAUAUUAUAUUCAUUUUUAUAUUUAACUUUUUAUUAAAUGUUAUAUAAUAAAGAUUUUAAUGACUUUAGAUUCUGAGCAAAGCAAGGAAUGUAUUGGUUUUUCAAUGAUGGGUUUUUUUUUGUAAACAACUUCUACCAGAAAUUUUGCUCUGUUUAUUUAGUGCAGCACCUUUUCUGAUAGGAAAUUCAAUCUGAGCGGUACUUAAGGGAGAUCAUUUUUUGAUUUAUCAAUAAGUUGUCAUAAUAAUUGGGAAAACAAGUUUAAGAAAAUUGUAAAUAUUACGGCCUUUCUAAACAUAUAUAUCAAUGUAUGAAAUACAUUAAAUACCUCUCUAUAUCCUACCUUUCCAACUUUUCAUCUCCAACAGUGGUUUACCGAUUGUGCAAAGUAGGUCUGUCCUUCUUUUUAUUUAAAUCCAACAAUUAUUAAUUAUUUUUUGUAGGCAGAUACCUAACUAAAUUUAAUUCUAUAGGUUUUUCAAUAAUCAAUAUUCAGAACUAUAAUUUAUAUCAACACUAUUUUGUUUUUAAAUUUAACACAAGUGUAUUCUAACAUGGUGUGCCCUAUUUAAACAAUCUUUUUAUUUUUGUAUAUAUUAGUUAGAUGAAUAUAAAAUAGAUUAUAUUUAUUAUUUAUAAAAAAAUCUUAAUAUAUACAAUAUAAUAUAUAUUUGUAAUGAGUUGAUUUUGUUUUAACAGAUGGGUGUCUAGCUUGAAACCAGGAAUUAAAAAAGGACCAUUGACUCACAACGAAAAAGUUCUCAUUAAUACAGCUCAAUUAAAAAAAGUGCCACCUUAUGUGGUUUCAUUGAACUUAACAAAUCGAACAACUACACAAAUCCGUAAUGCUUAUCAUCGGAAUGCAUUAUCUAAAAACAUAGUUCGAGGCGGUUGGACACCAGAAGAAGACAAAAUGUUACUACGUGCUGUUCAUCCACAUGCACGUAAUGAAUUGACAUGGUCACAAAUAGCUAAAGAAGUACCUGGACGUAACGCAGAACAAUGUCGUCAUAGAUACACAUUAAUUGAAAAAAAAGUACAAAAAGAUCCACAAAUAACUGUUGAUAAUUUUCAACGAACCAAAAGGCCAUAUCAUGUUACUAGAGAGUGGGCUGAUCUCGAUGAAAAACAAUUACAAGAAAGCUUUAAACAAAAUCGUCUAAGCAUAAAACGUUUAAUAAAAGUAAAGGAAGUUGAAACAGCAGCCGAUCGUAAAUUAAAAAAAUCAUAUUUGGACAAUAUUUAUAUUACUACCCAUUGUAAUUUUUCUAGUAAAUGUGAACUUCUAAAAUAUUUACUUGAUUAUAUGGGAGCUGAUUUAGUUGUACCUGAACAAUUUAACCAUGAAGAUGAUUUAAAAGAUGAAGGACUUUUGAGCAUGAUGACUUACUUAAAAGAGUGUUCUAUAAAACCAUUGACAUUAAAUUCCUGUAAUAUUGAACAAAAUAUGACUGAUGAUGUAAAGUCCACUUAUGAUGGAAUUCAUGGAGUUUUAAGAACGAGUGACAUCAUUAAUUCAGAUAUUAGUGAAAUAGAAGGCUUAUUAGAUAUCAGGAUAAGAAAUCACCAUGAUAAAUCAACAUCCCAGAGCAUUAACAAUAAAAAUUCAGCCUCUAUACAAAAGUGUAAUUUAGUAAAACCAUCAUAUUUAUUACCAUUAUAUUAUAUGGGUUCUGUUCCACCAAAUUAUGAGACAUUUAAAAUGUUAUAUUCAUAUAUAACUAAUCUGAAUACAUUAAUGAAAACCAAUUCGUUAAAAACGCAUAACAUUAAGUUUGAUUGGGAUGCUAAAGAAUCUAAAAAAUUACAUCAACGGCUUGUUGCCAUUUUUAGGUGGCCCGCAUUAUUUUCCGGUCUUGUAAAUUAUAAUACAGAAAAUAUAAACAUUAUCAGCAACAUAAAACAGCAAAUAGAUUCAAACUAUUCAGCAUAUCCUUAUGUUUGUGCUAAGAAGAGAAAAUUACAUUUUAAUUCGAAAACAUUUUGAUAAAAAUUAUACAUUCUUGUUAUAUGUAAUUAAUUAAAAAAAACACAGUUUAUUCCUAAUAGUAAAUAAAAUAUUUUAUUUAAUUGUAUUGUUAUAUUUUAUACCAAAUAUUGCUAUAUAAAUAUAAACAUCGGUAAAUGUACAUUUUAAUUCAUAAAACACUGUAUUAUAAUUUUUAAGUCUUUAGUAUAUAGUCUUUUCUAUAUUAAAAAUACAAAAUACAAAUUCAAUGUGUUAAUGACUUCAUUCAUUUUUAGAAUAGAUCCAAUUCUUCUUCACAUACAGGAUGUAACAGGACUAUUUGACAUUUUUACAUUGUAGUUACAUGUAAAAAUGUUAAAUCGUUCAGUUACACUCUGUAUACAAUUAUUAACUCUACAAUGCAUGAUUCUUUUUUUCUUUUUAUCCUUACGGAUAUGGCUAAAUAAACACAAAACUUAAAACCGUGUUUUAAUAUACUAUUAUGUAUUUUAUUACUAAAAAAGUUGAAUACCUAUUUUGUCAUCUGGAUUUUUAAACACUUGUCAAAAACGCGGAUCAAUAUUUUUUCCAUGAAUUGAUUUGUUGUUUACGGUCCCGGUUUAAGGUAUUUUAAAUCGAGAGUCGCGGCCAUAUACAUAUUAACAUGUCUAUGAUCCAAUAUGUAUCUUAAACCCUGAUGAUCACAGCAUGGGGAAUGCGAAAAUUUUGAUCAUAGACCUAUAAUGACCAACCUUUAUUUCAUAGAUCUAUGAUUUUGAUAACCACUUACCAUUUUACCUACAAGCCUGCAGGUAGCUACUUUAGUAGUUUAGUAUAGGUACUUAUGUAUGUUGUAUUGUAUAUUCGUAUUAUACUAUAAUAGUACACGGUGUACUAGGGAUGUUUGAUCGAAAAAAAAAUAUCGAUACUUUUACUUGAUAUCAAAUCGGUAGAAAGUAUCGAUAUAUCGAUAAAAUCCAAAUUUUAAAAGGAACUAUCGAUAUUCGCUCAUAUCAAUAGUAUCGUAACAUCCCUAAAUACACUACACUACUACACCAGUACGGUCCAUGAGUCAGUCGGUUAUAAUUUUGUUUCCUGUAAUUCCAUAAUUUGGCGCUGCAGAUUGUAAGCCAGCAUCAGACUAGCAAUCUUUUUCCUAUGCUACCAGCCGUCUACGAAUAUCCAACAGUUACCUGAAGAAUACAGAUAAUCGUUUAUGUAUUGUGCAGUAUCUUGCCACAAGCACUGCAUAUUUCCUAAGAUUGAAACUGCACACUAGACACAACAGUAGGUAACUUUUUAUUUCUAUAGAAAUCAUAAUGUCAGGCUGUACUCAGGUAGGUAAUCUGCAUGUAAAAAAUAGUAUAAUAUCGUCUCCUUUAAAUAAUACAACUACUAAAAUACAUCGAAAGCUACACAAUAACACAAUACAAUAUGUGUAAAAUUGUUAAUGUAUACACUACUGGGUAAAAUCUAAUCAAAACUGUUUGUUUAAUCAAAUAUCUAAAUCUAAUGUUUUAAAAAUUUUUUUUAAUUAUUUUAAUUUAAUUAAGAAAUUUUUUUUAUUUAUAGGUGUCUAAACUCAAAAUGUUCAACCCAAUAUUUUCUUUGACGAAACAGUCAUAUUUUGCAUGUGAUAGUUCAGCCAAGAAGUGGUAUGAAACUGUUCCAAAGUGUGUAGAGCCUAUCCAUUUGAAAAAAUGUUGCAAUACACUAUUAAGUAUGACAAAAAAAAGCAUAAAUCACUCAAUCCCAUUAGAUUUUACAAUUUCCGCCACUGCUGCAAGUAAUGGACAUAUGGAUUGUCUUGUUUAUGCUCGUAGUUUAGGAUUUCAAUGGGAUAGUAAAACAUGUAAGAAUGCUGCUUCAAAUGGACACCUAAAUAUUUUGAAAUAUGCACAUGAAAAUAGUUGUCCGUGGGAUAAAACUACGUGCACAGCAGCGGCCAAAUAUGGACAUUUAGAUAUUUUGAGCUAUGCCCACGAAAAUGGAUGUCCUUGGGAUAAAAAUACGUGCAGUUCAGCAGCUCUGCACGGACAUGUUAGCAUUUUAAAAUAUGCCCAUGAACAUGGAUGUCCGUGGGAUGAACAAACAUGCAGAUGGGCUGCAAAAGGUGGACGUUUACUUACUUUGAAAUAUGCCCAUGAAAAUGGCUGCCCUUGGAAUGUAAAGACGUGCAAAUCAGCAGCAAGAAAUGGAUAUCUUAAAACUUUAAAGUAUGCUCAUAAACAUGGCUGUCCAUGGGAUGUAUCAACAACUAUUAUGGCUGCAAGAAAUGGUGAUCUAAAAAUGUUAAAAUAUGCUCAUGAAAACGGUUGCCCGUGGAACGAACGUGUGUGUUCAGAGGCUGCAGGAAGUGGAAAUCUUAAUGUUUUAAAAUAUGCUCAUAAAAAUAAUUGUCCAUGGGAUGAUUCAACAUGUAUUUCUGCUGCACAAAGCAGGAACAGAGAUGCCUAUAACUAUGCUCUUAAAAAUGGAUGUCCUCUUUUCGGUCCUAUAGAUGUGGAAGAGACAAUUGAAAGCUUUCGUGCAUAUUGUUCAACUGUAGUAUUUGAACGUUAUGUAUAA